Syngnathoides biaculeatus (alligator pipefish) is the source of this 2890-nucleotide messenger RNA. RefSeq names its product G protein-coupled receptor, class C, group 5, member C (gene gprc5c). Gene Ontology annotation, molecular function: G protein-coupled receptor activity; protein kinase activator activity. The coding region runs from base 360 to 1760 and encodes 466 amino acids. Gene Ontology annotation, cellular component: plasma membrane; signaling receptor complex; extracellular exosome. The transcript is spliced from 5 exons. The record is from RefSeq and is a predicted model, not a curated record. Gene Ontology annotation, biological process: G protein-coupled receptor signaling pathway. NCBI's taxonomy places the organism in Eukaryota, Metazoa, Chordata, Actinopteri, Syngnathiformes, Syngnathidae.
UGACUACCACGUUCCAUAUGUUGAGGAGAUAACCUACACAAGCGUCCGCUAUUUUCUUUUUAUCACCGCCAGGCGUCGCCACAUACUGACUGCAGCGUGUGCGCGCGGUCGUGCACGUGCGCGCUCGCGCGUCUCGCACAGGUGCUCUCGGAUUUGUGUUUGUGGCUGCGCUGCGCUGCGCUGCGCUGCGUUCAGGUGUCCCGGACGAGACCUCAGGAAGGAUUUUUGCUUUUUUUUUUUUUUUUUUUUUUUUUUUGCGCUGGACUUUCUUGUCACACGAAGCCAACUCGCGUCUUGUUUGCUCGACAUUUGAAACCUGCGUCGAGAUUUCUCAUCACGGGAAUCUGAUCAGGAACGCCAUGGCGUCCGACGUGAGCCGACCCGCCGGCUGCGGUCCGGCGGUGUCGUCGAUCUACUACAAGCUCUGCGACCUGGGCGCGGCGUGGGGCGUGGUUCUGGAGGCGUUGGCGUCGGCCGGCGUCGUGGUCAGCCUGGUUCUGUUCGUGGUGCUGUUUGCCAACGUGCCCUUCGUGCGGGACCCCGACCGCAGGAACGCCGUGGGCCUGCACGCCCUCUUCCUGGCGUGCGCGGCCGGCCUCUUCGGACUCACCUUCGCCUUCGUCGUGGCGAAGAACUUGUCCACCUGCGCGUCACGCCGCUUCCUGUUCGGCGUUCUCUUCGCCGGCUGUUUCUCGUGCCUCCUGGUUCAGGGCGUGCGGCUCAACGCCCUCGCCAGGGCCAAGCGUGCCCCGCGCGGGCGGGCCUCGUGCCUCGCCGCGUUGGCCCUGUGGACGGUGGAGGUGCUCAUCAACGCCGAGUGGCUGAUCAUCACGGCGGCCCGCCACCCGCCGGGGCCGGGAAACUCCACGGCCCGGGCCGACGCCGACGCCGACCCCGACGCGGCCGCGCCCUGCGACGUGGCCAACGCGGACUUCGCCAUGGCGCUGAUCUACGUGAUGGCGCUCCUCGUCGCCGCCCUGGGCGCGGGCCUGGGCGCCGUGGCGGGGGAACGCAAGCAGUGGAAGAGGGAGGGUGCCCUCAUCCUGGCGUGCGCCCUGCUCAGCGUCGGGAUCUGGGCGGCGUGGAUCGCCGUGUAUGUCCACGGGAACCGGGCCGGUGGCGGACCCCGCUGGGAUGACCCCACGCUGGGCGUCGCCCUGGUGACCAACGCCUGGGUCUUCCUGGCGCUGGUCACCGUCCCGCAAGUGUGCUGUUUGUCCGGCGACGGAGACUGCGGCCCCGACGUCGGCGAGACGCCGUACCCGGCUCGGGGCGUCGGCUACGAGAACAUCUUGAAGGACCUGAACCCCGACGGCGUCCUUGCGGAAAACACGGACAACAAAGCCUUCUCCGUGGACGAGCCCGGGCAAGGCGCCAAAGUUGCGUCCCCGUACAGCGGCUACGCGGGCCAGCCGCGGAGUUGCGUGUACCAGCCCACCGAGCUGGCCCUCAUCACCAAAGGCCGCGCCGCCGCCAAUCCGCCGGCAACGUCCCACGACUCCGCCGUUCCCAGAGCGUCGGGCGGCGUCGCCAACGUCGCGGGCGAGUCCUCUUUCGGAAACGGCGUACGUCUACGUGUUCCGUACUUGUUACUGUUUAGCAGGCGAACCCGUCGUACGCGACGCGUCAGUGGUGAAGCCGCCGUCCGUCUCGACGUCCUGCGCGCCGACUGCCGCCGCGGCGAUGGUCCGGACGCGGCCGCGUGGACGCCCUUCGGGACCCCCUUUGACCUUUUGGCCUUCUCUCCUCGGUUGCGAUGAGGCAAGAAUGGAAAAAGGAAGGCGGGACUUUGCAUACGUUGUGUUUUGUUGUCUUUGAUAUUCAUGUCCUUUAUGGUCACGUGCACCCGUGCGUCCAAACUCCACAAGACACGACACUUUAGAAUAUUAACAUGAAACCACGCUCCACUAUACCUAAGCUACACAAUACUACUACAUUGUACAAUAUACAACACUACACUGUAGAAUCGAGAGUACAGCAUAAGACUAAAUGACAGCACAUGACAGUAUACGGCGUGGUACUACAGUACAAUUUGCAAUACUGCCAAUUUGUCCACAUUCCAGGACUAAUAAAGGUUAUUUUAUCCGAAGAAACAACUUGACUGCUUAUUAAGUAACAUUUGUGGAAAGGAGUUCACAACACUUAACCGGCCUUGGCAAGUGUUCGUCUUGCUGUAAAUAAUAUAGAAUGUACACACACACACACACACACACACACACGUGCUUCCACGUGGAAAUGCAAAGUAAACGUGUAAGCGUGAUCGUGUUGAACACGUGAGGUGAGUUUUGCGCAUAGGAUCGCUGUGACGUCGGCUUUUCAAUAGUUUGGUUCUGGAAUAAAACCACAUCUGCUCAUUUGUUGUCGUCGCAACGAGUCUGCCGAACCUCGCGGGAAGUGCAGGAAACGAAGUACUCGAGGUCCUGGAAGGACUCUGCUCGCCUGCUUCCUGUUGCCAAGCGACGCGCUCGCGUGUGUGAAAACAAAACAAAAACAAUAAGACAACCGUCAGAAGUCCAACUUCUCGCUGACGUUUCCGGCUCGACGCGUCGACGAUGCUGCGGAGGUUGUCGGUGCGUUCGCGGGAGGAGGAAGCACAACAAUGUGGUCUUUGUGCCCUCGGAACAAAGACGCCGCUGUCAAGGAAACCUUGAGCGGGACACCUGAACGCCUCAUCUGCACGCGAGACUCAACAAAAAACAAGAAACCAAGCCGAAAGGACGAAACUGGUUCCGCUCUGCGUGUGUUUGCGGGAGUGUGCGAAAUGUGCAUUUUAUAGUCCAGUCCAGCAAGGAAAAAAAAACCCUGUUCCGCUGCAAAGAAGAACUAACACUACUGCGGUUUAGCGAGGACUUUCGAGCGGCUCUUCUUGUGUAUUUGGAUGUCCGUGUUG